AUGCGGGAGGCCGACACCGUUGCGAGGGGACUGCUCGCUGCGUCCCCGGAUGGAAUGGCUGAAGGACGAGAUGGCGGAGACGAGGAGGAGGAGGAGGAGGAGGAGGAGAAGAAGAAGAAAGAGAACGCAGCCGACGACGCGCCCAAAGAGGAGGAACCCGAAAACUGGCUGCCCGGCGCACGUCACCUGACCCCGGCGCCUCCGGUCCCGGCUCGUCCGGUUCCGCGUGUGAUCGCCAAUCUCCGCACGUCCACUGCAGACUGCAGACUGCGACUGCGAGCAUGGCCGCCUCUACUUACCCCGUCCACGAGACGCCGCCGUCCUCCUUCUCGCGCAACACGCCCCCGUCUCGUGGACGCCCUCCCGCCCCCCUCAAGUCCCACCGUCUCCUCUCCCCUUCUGCGCCCACUCCACAGCUUUCCCAGCAGCAUACAUCCAUCUCACCGAUGGAUAAGAUAUCCUUCCUCUUCGCUCAUCUGA
Fibroporia radiculosa is the source of this 480-nucleotide messenger RNA. RefSeq lists its product as uncharacterized. NCBI's taxonomy places the organism in Eukaryota, Fungi, Basidiomycota, Agaricomycetes, Polyporales, Fibroporiaceae. The transcript has a single exon. The record is from RefSeq and is a predicted model, not a curated record. The coding region runs from base 1 to 480 and encodes 159 amino acids.